UUUAAAAUGGAGCAACUUUGCAGUCUCGCGCUUAGAAAGGAAAAUGAUAAAAAAUAUUAACUUUGCAAAAUGAUUAAAAACCGCAAGAAUAUGUGUUUCUUUCAAUUACGAUAUUUGCGAUAUCAUAUUAUCUUGUUUCUCUUUUUUCCUUUAUUUAAAAUAUGAUAUAUAUAGCUACUUUAAGAGCAGAAAGUGCAAGAGAGCUCGAUCAAAACAAACAGAUGUCACGUCUUGCAGUUCUGCAGUCAUCUGCAAUUUGCCUGCAACUUGCUACGAUUAUAAUAAUAUUCAUAAGAGAGCAAUCGAUGGGGUCGAAAAUCUGGAAAUGGAAAAAUAUACCGGGCGUUCCUGGGCGAUGCAAUGAUGUACUUUAUACACCCCCAAAGUUGCAACCAACACACGAUCUUCUUGUAUUCUUUGGCGGUGAUGUCCAAGACACUCGAGAAAAUAUGGAGAGGCAUCCAGAUAGUAGGAAAUACGUGAAAUGGAAUUUAGAAAAUACUGCAACUAUACUCUCUGAACAAUUUCCUAGAAGUCAUGUAUUUAUUGUUCGUCCAGCCAGAAUGUUAAUAACUAAAAAUGCAGUCUACAGUUGUUUUGAUAAUUUUGUGCCAGGAGAUAAAUAUGGUACACCCUCAUUUUGUCCGAUGCACAAGGCUUUAAAACAUUUAAGAGAAAUUCUCCUUUGCUGUCUAGAACAUGUUAAAACAUUAAAAAUGGGAGAAGAUAUCGAUGAUGAGCAUAAUAUUGAAGCGACAAAUUUAAAUCUAAUGGGCUUCAGCAAAGGAUGUGCGGUUUUAAAUCAAUUUCUUUAUGAAUUUCACUAUUAUGCUGAAAAUCCAAAUGACAAUAUUAAUAUAAAUAAUUUUAUAAAACUUAUCAAAAGUAUGUGGUGGUUGGAUGGUGGACAUAAUGGUUCCAAAAAUACAUGGAUUACAGAACACAGCAUACUUCGAUCCUUUGCAAAAUUAAAAAUAAACACUUAUGUACAUGUUACACCGUAUCAAGUGAGAGACACUCAUCGGCCAUGGAUUGGUUUAGAAGAAAAUAAUUUCAAUGAAAUCUUACAAAAUAUGGGAGUAUCUGUACAACGAACUUUACAUUUUGGCGAUAAAACGCGAAGUUUAUCAUCUCACUUUAAUAUUCUUACAGAUAUUGGAAAUAAUGCAGAAUAAACUUGUACAUUUCUUAAAUGUUGAAUGUUGAAAAUAUAUUAAUUGAGCAUUUAUCAAAAAUGAAAAAAAAAUUGGGGUAGAGUGAUAGAUUGUUUUCUCACUUGAGACUUUCAAAACAAACAUAAAAUUAUAUGUGAAUUAUGAUCUUAUUGAUAAUAUAAUUCC
Camponotus floridanus (Florida carpenter ant) is the source of this 1340-nucleotide messenger RNA. Its product is annotated as UPF0565 protein C2orf69 homolog. The record is from RefSeq and is a predicted model, not a curated record. Bases 162 to 1175 code for a protein of 337 amino acids. Gene Ontology annotation, cellular component: mitochondrion. Lineage: Eukaryota; Metazoa; Arthropoda; Insecta; Hymenoptera; Formicidae. The transcript is spliced from 6 exons.